AUGACUUCAUCUGAGUACUCAUCUUCUGACGAAGACACAGGAGCCAAGGUUUCGGAUGACUCAGACGCUUCUUCUAAGAAGCACAAGAAACGCCCCACUCGUAAUACCAGCAGUAAAGCGAUUAUUGAAAGUGCAGGUUCCUCCGAUUCGGACGAUUCUGACUCUGACGGUGGAUCGGAUAGCGACGAUGGACACGCUGCUGCUAAUCGUAAAAGGAAGGGAUCAGUUUCCAUGGCCAGAAAAGGCGGGGCGUCGAGCAGCGCAAAGAGGAAAAGAGCGAUGAGCGAAGAAAGUGAUCGCGGAGAGAUGGACGAUGACCUAUUUGCCGAUGAUGAGGAGGACAGGCGACAGAGGUGGAUGAACCGAGGGCGAAUUGUAAUUUUCAGGAAGCAAAUUGAAGAAAAGUUGGCUGCAGCGAAAAACGCAUCAUCUACAGUCGGAGAUAAGAAGGAGAAAAAAGAGAAGCGCAAGCGUGAUGAAAAGAAACGGAUAAACGAUGCUGAUAGUGAUGACGGUUUGUUCCUUCGGCAUAUUGUAAUCUAA
Molecule: messenger RNA, 543 nt
Organism: Cooperia oncophora
Lineage: Eukaryota; Metazoa; Nematoda; Chromadorea; Rhabditida; Trichostrongylidae
Source: the annotation of a GenBank genome assembly